AUGGUCUCAGACACUGUGUAUUCGCUCAGAAACGAUCUUACAAUGAGAAUCACAGCUACAAUUCUCUGCCUCCUGCUCGGCACUGCUGCUGCAUUGCCUGACCUCGAUUCCCGGAGGAUAAGGCACGUUUGUGCCGGCGCCCUGGACAAUCUGUAUGGGCGUAUCCAAGAUCAGAACAGAUGGUGCCAGAACCCCAAGGACAAGCUGUGUCCCGUUGGCAAGGCCAAUUGCAGAAAAGCCGAGCGCAGAACAUGUUCUCCAACAUGCCCCCCUUAG
Clonostachys solani is the source of this 276-nucleotide messenger RNA. The record is from the annotation of a GenBank genome assembly. NCBI's taxonomy places the organism in Eukaryota, Fungi, Ascomycota, Sordariomycetes, Hypocreales, Bionectriaceae.